Messenger RNA from Gambusia affinis (western mosquitofish), 6462 nucleotides. RefSeq names its product dystrobrevin, beta b (gene dtnbb). Gene Ontology annotation, cellular component: synapse; plasma membrane. Gene Ontology annotation, biological process: synaptic signaling. The coding region runs from base 416 to 2329 and encodes 637 amino acids. The transcript is spliced from 20 exons. Gene Ontology annotation, molecular function: zinc ion binding. The record is from RefSeq and is a predicted model, not a curated record. Lineage: Eukaryota; Metazoa; Chordata; Actinopteri; Cyprinodontiformes; Poeciliidae.
CAUGGCAUCUGAGUGCCUGCCUGCGCUCUGCUGUCCCCUGCCGCUGGGUCGCUGCUGAUGCCGAGCGGCGGAACGGCUCGGCUCGUGCGUUUCUACGUACGGCUGCAACCGCAGUUGCCGAGCUUCGAAGGCGAAUGAAACCGGAGAGCAGCUCGAAAAAAUAUGAAGACGGAAGGUCCGAGCCGUUCCUCACUAUCCCGACAGCUGUAACGUCGGCGGAAAACGCUCGUGGAUUUGUCAGACGCGAGAAUGGGGCUGUGAAUCACGGAGGAAAUAUCCCUGGACCACUCCGCUCAGCCUCCCCAUCUGACUCCACCGCCGCCGAUGGUGACGAUGCUCUAAACGCAACCUGCCAGCGGUUCAUCCGGUUUGACCUUCAAGGAAUCACUUUGAGUGAGAUCUAAUCGUCAGCAGAAUGAUCGAGGAAGGCAGCAAACGAGGCAAGGCCAUGGUCGAGAAGAGACAGCUCUUCAUGGAAAUGAGAGCACAAAACUUUGACGUUAUCAGAUUGUCAACCUAUCGGACUGCCUGCAAACUCCGGUUUGUCCAAAAGCGAUGCAACCUCCAUCUGGUGGACGUCUGGAACAUGAUCGAGGCUUUCCGAGACAAUGGGCUCAACACGUUGGACCACAACGCCGAGAUCAGCGUGUCGCGGCUGGAGACGAUUCUGUCUUCCAUCUACUACCAGCUCAACAAGCGGCUGCCCACCACCCACCAGAUCAACGUGGAGCAGUCCAUCGGCCUGCUGCUGAACUUCAUGGUGGCCACCUAUGACAGUGAAAGUCAUGGGAAGCUGACCGUUUUCUCAAUGAAAGCCAUGCUGGCGACGAUGUGCGGAGGGAAGAUUGUGGACAAGCUGCGCUACAUUUUUUCACAGAUCUCAGACUCGAGCGGAGUCAUGGUGUUCGCAAAGUUCGAUCAGUUCCUCCGGGAGGUGCUGAAGCUCCCCACAGCGGUGUUCGAGGGCCCGUCGUUCGGCUACACGGAGCAUUCGGUGCGGAUGUGCUUCCCUCAGCAGAAGAAGAUCAUGUUGAACACCUUUCUGGAUGUGUUGAUGGCAGAUCCUCCUCCUCAGUGUCUUGUAUGGCUGCCGCUGAUGCACCGACUCGCCAAUGUUGAAAACGUCUUCCAUCCGGUGGAAUGUUCUUACUGCCGGAGCGAGAGCAUGAUGGGCUUUCGGUACCGGUGCCAACAGUGCCACGGGUACCAGCUUUGUCAGAGCUGCUUCUGGCGGGGCCACGCCAACGGCCCCCACAGCAACCAACACCAAAUGAAGGAGCACUCGUCCUGGAAGUCUCCGGCCAAAAAGCUGAGCCAUGCGAUCAGCAAAUCUCUGGGCUGCGUCCCCAUCGGAGAGGCGCCGCACCCCGUGUUCCCCGAGCAGGCAGAGAGACCUCAGGAGCUCCCCCAUACCGUUCAGCCGAAAGCAGCGACCAACAACAUGAACGACACAAUGCUCAUGUCCUCUGGUGCACCCACUCCUACCAAAAGUGUUUUGGAGAGUCCCAGCCGGUUAGACGAAGAGCACCGGCUCAUCGCACGAUACGCUGCGCGCCUGGCAGCUGAGGCAGGCAACUCCACACAACAGUGUCCUCCAACAGACCUGAGUUUCAACUUCGAUGCCAAUAAGCAACAGAGGCAGCUGAUCGCGGAGCUGGAGAACAAAAACCGGGAGAUCUUGCAGGAGAUCCAGAGGCUCCGUUUGGAGCAUGAACAGGCCUCCCAGCCCACGCCAGAAAAAGCCCAGCAGAACCCCACGCUCCUGACCGAGCUGCGACUCCUCAGACACAGGAAGGACGAGCUGGAGAGGCGCAUGUCGGCCCUGCAGGAGAGCAGGCGGGAGCUGAUGGUCCAGCUGGAGGGUCUGAUGAGGCUGCUGAAGGAUGAGGAGCAGAAGCAGGCUUCCCAGUCUGGAGGCUCCCCUCAUUCCUCUCCCAGUCACGGUGCCGGCUGCUCCAUGCCCAUGCCCAUCCGCUCCACCUCGGCCGGAUCCACCCCGACUCACACACCGCAGGACUGCCUGGCAGGCGUGGGAGGAGACGUGCUGGAGGCCUUUUCUCAGGGUGUACCCAGAAACCUUCGGAACGAUCUUUUAGUUGCUGCUGACUCAAUCACAAACACCAUGUCAUCGCUGGUGAAGGAGCUCCACUCAGUGGACGACGCGGCGGAGGACGACGACACCAACAUGAGGAAUGGUGGAGACAGAGGUGGGUCCAGGCACACUGAGGGUACAAAAGCACUGAGGGGAGGAGAUCCCUACCCCGGCCUGCGAGGACGUCCGGUCAUCGACUGGGAAGACUCGGCAUCAGCAGGAAGCCCCUGGCAUUAGCACGUAGAGUAAUGCAUGCAUCUAAUCUAAAAAUGAAUUUCACUGUGUGAAAAAAAAGAAAAAAAAAAAGAAGAAGUCGUCACACCUUGCGCCUAGCAAGAUGUGUCUAAUUACCAAGUGUGUAUGUUGUCCUGUAAACAAAACAAACGAACAAACAAGACAAAAAAAAAACUGCUGUAAAAUUACCAGAACAAUUUCCCUCAUGAGUGGGAAGAACGGCUUGCUGUGCUUUUUAUCUCCCAUUCCGGCAGAUCGUCCUGCACAUAAACUACUGUAAACACACGGAGCCUUCUCACCGAGGAGACGUCCUGAUACCACCUGCUCUCUGUCAUGGCUUUUUCUCUCUCUCUUUUUUUUUCUUUUGAGUAGUUUACAUUUGUUUUCUUUUCUUCUUUUUUUUUAAGGUUUUUGCAUGACGUUGCACUCAUGUCUGGAUUUAGUUACUGUACUGUACAACGCUAUGCCGGGUCUUUGAUGGUGUUGUGAAGACAGCUGUGGUCUCAGAAGUGUCCUCUAAAUUCAUGCUAGCUGUGUUUACUUGCACAGGGGACAUUCUGGGUUUUUGGGCUUGUUACUGUGAGAAGAAGCUUGAAGAGGCACUAUUUAUUUAUAUGUUUAUUUUUUAAUUAUUACUGUUUUGUUUUUUUUUAGAAUUUGCUUUACUGCCAUGAUUUAUGUGAUGGAGAGAGCCUGCCAGAGGAAUAAGCAAAAGCCUGCUUAAGGUUCCUUUGCUGCUACUGUGACAGGAAUGUUUAUUCCCCUGAAUUUUCAUCUUUUGAUAAGUGCUUUCAUUUUGGACUAAAAAAUUGACUCCCUCUUUCAGCACAGAUGGUUCCAACGAUAUGCUGGUGAUUUUAAAUCUUUAAUAGAAAACAGAAAUUAUGAGGUAAGAGCUACAUUAAACUGAUAAAGCUGACUUACGAAGUUUUGAAUGCUUGGAACUCUCCCUCCCUAAAGCGCCAUACAAAGGUUCCUGUUUUAUUUUCUACAAUACAUUUCUACCCUGGUAAUAUAUUGUUACCCUUUAUCAGUGGAGACACAGGCGGGUAAUGGCGGCCUCAUUUUUGGAAAUGAUUCCUGUAGUUGAAAGUCACUGACUGUAAAACUACCACAGGCUCUUGUGAAACUUGUUACCUCUGAAAACCAGUUGUGAAAUUGUUCAACUUAGAUUUAUGUGACUGUUGUCACGUGAAAUAAAAUUUAUUUAAAACACAGGACAAACGACAGGAGAUAAAGACAGGCUGGCGUUUGUAUAAAAACGACCUCAGAAAUCUUAUGGCAAGAAAGCAAAUCAAGCUAAUUUACCUCAAUUCUAAGCUAAUAUUUUCAGGGAAUAAUGCAGUGCAAAAAUUCUUUGACAUUAGGGCUUUUUUUCUUCCAGUGCUUCAGUGUAAAGAGCCAAAUAAAACCCUCAGCUGGCUUCCAGAAUAACCUGUGCAUGUGAACACCCUGGAUGAAUCUCGUACUACUCUGCUGCUAAUGUGCUCUCAGAGAGCAACGCUCGCCAGAAGUCUGCCGCAAAAAAAAAAAAAAAAAAAAACACAACAACGAGCCAAGUCUCCGUUACUCCCAAUGAAUACAGCCUGAAGGGCAUCGUUAGCUCAACACAGCACGGUGCCUCCUUCCAGAGGACGCUGAGUGGCUGCUAGGCAACACGUUAGCACGGUAGCGGGUUAGCCGCAGGGUGGGUUAGCCGGCUAGCUCGAGGUCAGAAUUUCAACGUUAACACUCGUGUGUGAGGUUGAAAGGCCACAGAAAACUAGGAAGUGCUUCAAAUAGCUUUAUUUAGGCGAUGAAAGUGAGCAGAAAAUGUUUAUGUGCAAUGACGGUAAAUGUGCUCAGGGACUGCAGAGCUAACGGUUUGCUGUUCAAGUCCUGAAAUGUGAGAAAUACUGGGAGGUCGCGUUUAAUCAACGAGUGAAUUGGACUUGCUUCGGAUCACAUUUGUACGAUUUUAUCAGGACUUCCUAAAGCACAUCUUUUGAGUAGUUUUGAUCUGUUUUAGGUAGAAACUUUAUAUGCCUGUGCAGAAAUCAAUCAAUCAGCAAAUAAUGAAUGAGUAAUUUGCAUUGAGUAAUUUGUGUAAUGGCCACUUUUAUUGGCACCCUUCAUGAAGACGGUAAACAGCCUAACAAUAAAAACUACAUUUUAUUGUAGCUCUGGAACCUCACUUUAAAAAUGUGACAAAUCCUAUCUUCAAUUCAAAGUAUUUUUUUUUCACGUUAAGAAAUAAUUAUGUUUAAUUAAAUUACUAAUUAUCUGUACUCCUAACAAUCCCAUUAUUUAAUUAAUUAAAAUAUAUAUCCAAGCCGGUUUUUUUUAAUACAAUCUUGACUUUUUUCUUGUAGCUGAUCAGCGUUUCUAGGGAGUUCUAAUGAUUAAUCAAUACCUUUUCUGGUUCCUUAGUUCAUAAAUAUGAUAUGACAGAAACUUAAUAUCUUUUAGCCACUCUGAUGGACGACUUCACUUGUUUAAUCUGCGGUGCUGCACAGUGAGCAGGAUGGUAACAAAAGUAAAAAAUAAACAAUUCAGAGCUCGAAUUUCUCUAAAUUUUCAUUGACGAUUAAAGAUGGAUCCACUGCAGGGCUUUGUGCACGUCUCUAUCAAGGGUGCCAUGAAAUGUGUCAGAGAUUUUAGGAGAGGAGUUUUUCUUAAGUGCUGUUUGGUUAGAAAUGUUUUGUCUGUGGGUGACUUUGUGUCUUUUGGCAAAGCAAAGUGUUGCUUUAACAGAGGCUGUGAACCGGUUGGCCAUGCUUAUUCAAAGUCACACAGGUUAUCAAACCAUUUUACCUUUACGUGUAAGUUUGAUUUCAUGUUGUUUAAUGUAGCCGUCUGUAAAAACAAAUGUGCAUUUUCUGGGUUAUAGUUCAGUUCUUUAAUCCUUAUUUAACUGAGCUGCAGAAGAUUUUGCUUUUUGUUUGUUUCCAUUUCUGGUUCAUGCACUAAGCCUGUCCUAUAAGCUACAUAAGAGGUUUCAGCAACCCGUGCGACACUGAGUUAAGAAAAAAACAAAACGAGGCUCCUCUGUUGCCAUUCUAAGUGUUGAUUUCAUUUUUUUCUCCCAUUCUUUUUUUCUCUGUUUCAAUGCAUAUUGUCUUUUUAUUUCUAUGAUUCUGCUCUGCAACAUUGAUGGAGUCUAGUCGUUGUAAUGGGUUUAUCAAAAACUGCUAAUCACCUGGUACACUUUCAUUCGAAAGCAGGAAGAAUCAUUUUAACCACUGCUGCUAUAAAACAAUGUUUCGGCCCACAAAUUACAUGUGACAACGCUAAGAUAAAAAAAAAAAAAAGAAAACAAACAAAUGGGACUGUUUCCUCUUUCAUUCUGAUCCUGCAUUUUAUUGCAAAUCUUAAUCUUUCUGUUUUGUUCUUUCAGUUUGUGCCUGUAGCUGUACUGUAAAGUGCUGUAUAAAGUAACCAUUCAGCAAACGAGAUAAUCUGUCAGCCUCAGUGUCAAGGUUUUAGUCUGUGACUUUGUAGAGAUUUUAUUUACUUGUCAAUUGUUUUUCUCGUGUUUUUUGAGGUGGGGAUGGGGGGGGCGGGGAUCUUACGCUCAGCCUUUACAUUUGUGCCAAACUGUUUGCAGACGUUGUGUGUCAUAUAAAAACACAGGUAUAUAUCAAAGUAUGUCUGCAUUAUUAGUCUGUCGUCGACCUUAAUCUGUUCACUGAAUGCCUGGGAAUGGAAAGUCAUCUGCUGCUGAAAAAAAAACAAAAAAACACUCAUUUAAGAGUUAUACUAUUAUUAUCAAAAUGGGGAAUAUAUAUAUAUAUAUGUAUUCUUUAUAUAUAUAUUCCAGAGUGAUUCAUUUUAUUUGAACCCGUCCUGAGACAAUAUUGUAUGUAUCCCGCCCUGUCAGGCCAAACUCGGGUUAACGCAGCUGGUCACACAGAGGUGCGUACACUGUAAUCCAUUUUGUUUUUUUCUUUCGUUUUUCACAGAGACAAGGUGCAAAGCAGCCAGCACAGCUUCCCUGAUGUUAUUUAAAUAUGUGUGUGUUCUGUACGCUUACGCUUCUUGUAUGCAUUCGUUCUCAUGUUGAUUUGACGAAGCAUAGUUUUAUGUCACAAAACCACAGUUUUGUUUUGGCUUUUUCUUUUGUAAAUACAUCAAAUGUGAGAUAUAUUAAAAAGAUU